AUGGGUGAAGAGAGAAAGCGCAGAAGGCGUAAAAAAGGUCCUGGUAGAAUCGAAUCACUCGUUAGGAACUUUUUGGCGUUUUUCGGCUUUUGCUUCAUUGUCUUCAACCUGUUCCUGGUUUCGAAGAUCAAACCGAGCAGUCUUGACGAUGGAAAAGCGAUCCCGCACAAAGAGAAGAGGACUCCCCGUGCUUUCAACUUUGAGGUAGACAUCGACUUUCACGACAAAAGCGCACCGCGAGUGCUCAAAUCAACUACGUCUUCGACGAGCACGACAAGCACCACAUUAUCUUCGGAGACUUCGAGCAAAGAAAGUGAACCCGAGAGUGAAGAGAAGAAGGCGGAAGUAAUUCCAGGAAACCCGCUGCUUGCUCAAUUGCAAAAGAAAGAGGGGGUAGUCCAAACUGCACAACUGAUCGAUCGAGUUCGAUACCUGAUCGCCGAGAACCCAGAUGAGUCCAUUCCAAAGCGUUACGCGGACAACACUACCGUCCCAGAUUUGGAGUUCAUGAUCACUCCAGAGGUCGACUGCGUGCGGAAAGACCUCGUCAUCUUCGUAAAGUCUCGCGUUGAGAGCUCUGGCCUGCGAGAGAUAAUUCGAAAUACAUGGGCUCACACGCAUGCCAUCGAAAAAUGGUCUAUUGCCACAAUCUUUCUCGUCGGAAAGUCGGACUCGAAGUACUUGAACAAGAAUUUGCAAAACGAGGGGCGAGACAAACAAGACCUGCUAGUCGGCGACUAUCUUGAUGCGUAUCAGAAUCUAACCUCAAAAUCAAUUAGUGGACUGCAAUGGUUUGCCAACGAAUGCACGGACUCACGAAAUUAUCUUUCAGUCGACGACGACGUUUUUCCGGAUUUACCUUUGAUACUGGGCUUUCUCAAUAAGGCCGAGAACUCGCAAGUUGAACUGGCUUGUUUGUACAACUACGUACAGCACGCAAGAGUCACGCGCAAAGGGAAAUGGCAAACAUCGUGGGAAUCGUACGGAAAAGAAUUUUAUCCAGUGUACUGCGAGGGCGCCUGUUUCAGUAUGCCACGAUGGGCAGCGGUGAAACUCUUCAAAAACGCACAAGUUACUUAUCGCGAUGCUCCUGUUGAUGAUGCAUAUUUGACAGGGGUGCUACGCGAGAAAGCUGGACUGAUCCCGAAACAAGUGCAGAACAAGCGGAUGUGCAAGCAUUUAGUCAACGACGAUGAAAUAAUUCAAAAACUUCGCGCAGAGUGGGCCCAACACCAGCCAUAA
Molecule: messenger RNA, 1242 nt
Organism: Oikopleura dioica
Lineage: Eukaryota; Metazoa; Chordata; Appendicularia; Copelata; Oikopleuridae
Source: the annotation of a GenBank genome assembly